This is a messenger RNA of Dermacentor albipictus, 3489 nucleotides long. Its product is annotated as larval/pupal cuticle protein H1C-like. The record is from RefSeq and is a predicted model, not a curated record. NCBI's taxonomy places the organism in Eukaryota, Metazoa, Arthropoda, Arachnida, Ixodida, Ixodidae.
CCGACCGGACGCCACACUUGCCACAUGAUCUCGCCGACAGAAUCACUGCCUACGCAUUGGUGGAUCACCUGCCUCGUGGAGUGACGUCAUCGGCACCAACAGUAUUAAAGGACCAUCGAGACACGGGCCACUUCAGAGGGCACGGCACCCAGCCUGUGGACAGCAUGUCUAAGCCGCUGCUGCUGCUUUUGCAGGUCCUGCCGUGUUUUUCCGCUCUGGCUUCAUCAAGCGAUACCGACCGGACGCCACACUUGCCACAUCAUCUCGCCGACAGAAUCACUGCCUACGCAUUGGUGGAUCACCUGCCUCGUGGAGUGACGUCAUCGGCACCAACAGUAUUAAAGGACCAUCGAGACACGGGCCACUUCAGAGGGCACGGCACCCAGCCUGUGGACAGCAUGUCUAAGCCGCUGCUGCUGCUUUUGCAGUGACUAUAUAAGCGACUCGGACACGAGGAAGCAUCAGCAGUCCUUCUCUUUUCAAAGGUCCUACUGCCACAGCCAUGUUCCGUGUCGUCGUCAUCCUGGCCCUAGCCUCCAGCGCCCUUGCUGGAUUCCUCCACGGUGGCUACAAUCUCGGCCAUGGUGUCGGCCUAACUAGCUACGGUCUCAGCCACGGAAUUGGCUACUCCGGCCUCACCGGCUUCGGUGUCGGCCACGGCCUUACCUAUGGACCAGCCACCGGCUACGCUGUCGCUAGCCCAGCUUUCUCUAGAGCCGUGUCCGCCUACCAUGCUGCUCCAGCCGUGGCCACUGUUCACGCUGCCCCAGCUGUCACUGCUGUCCACGCUGCGCCAGCUGUCGCUACCUACGCCGCAGCUCCAGUCGCCACCGUCGCUGCUGCUCCAGCGGUGUCCCGCGUGACCACCUACCAGUCCGCCCCAGUUGUCGCCGCCGCCCCAGCUGUCGCGACCGUGGCCGCUGCUCCAGCCGUGUCCCGCUUCACCGCUUACCAGUCAACUCCAGUCGUUGCCGCUGCUCCAGCUGUGUCCCGCGUCACCUACCAGGCCGCCCCAGCUGUGACUAAGGUCUACCAGAGCGCAUCAGUCAUCGCUGCUGCUCCAGCUGUCUCUCACGUCACCUACCAGGCGGCACCAGCUGUCACUAAGGUAUACCAGAGCGCCCCAGUCGUCGCUGCUGCCCCCGCUGUGUCCCGCGUCACCUACCAGUCUGCCCCAGCUGUUACCAAGGUCUUCCAGUCUUCUCCAGUCGUUGCUGCUCCAGCUGCCUCCCGUGUCGCCUACCAGGCUGCCCCAGCUGUGACCAAGGUCUUCCAGUCGUCUCCAGUCGUUGCUGCCCCAGCUGUCUCCCGUGUCGCCUACCAGGCCGCCCCAGCUGUGACCAAGGUCUACCAGAGCGCCCCAGUUGUCGCCGCUGCCCCAGCUGUAGCUACCGUGGCUGCUGCACCCGCCGUGUCCCGCGUCACCACCUUCCAGUCUGCUCCAGCUGUAACCAAAGUGUUCCAGUCUACCCCAGUUGUGGCUGCCGCUCCUGCUGUGGCAACCGUCGCCCACGCUGCCCCAGUCGCCACCUAUGCGGCUGCGCCAGCUUUCGCUACCGUUCAUGCCACCCCAGCUGUUGCUACUACCACCGUUCACCAUGCCCCAGCUGUCGCCACUGUCGCCCACACUAUCCCAACCUUCGCUGCCUACCACGCCACCCCAGUCUACGGCUACGGUGUUGGAAGCCUAGGCUACGGUGCUGGUCACUAUGGUCUCGGCCACGGCUUCGGUGUGUACGGCCUGAGCUAUGGCUAUGGUCUUGGCACUCCCUUUGACUACAACACCCUCGUCCGCAAGAAGAAGUCUAUGUGCCAGAUUCACCCAAAUGUGGGCACUGUCCUUAGGGUGUCCUCACCCCAACCUUCUCUCAGCUACCAGGAUAGACGUGAGGAUGAGAGUGUUCGGGUCGGGGGAACCUACAGCAGUCUUUUGUGUGCUAAGGGUACAAGUGCCACAGCCAUGUUCCGUGCCUGCGUCAUCCUGGUGCUGGCCUCCAGCGCCCUUGCGCAAUUCCACUUCAGUGGUUACAACCUCGACCACGGCGUCGGCCUAACCAGCUACGGCGUUAGCCACGGAACGGGCCACUCUAGCCUAGCCGGAUAUGGUUUCGGCCAAGGCAUUGCCUAUGAACCAGCCGCCAGCUACGCUGUUACAGACCCGGCUGUGGCUGAUUCCGUCUACAGCUACGACGCUUAUCCAGCGCUGACUGCUGCUCAGGCUUCCCCAGCUGUCAUUGCUUUCCACGCUGCGCCAGCUGUCGCUAAUUAUGCGGCGGCUCCAGUCGCCACUGUAGCCGCCGCACCUGCUGUGUCCUUCUUCACCGCCUACCAGCCUGACCCAUUCAUUGCGGCUGCCCCAGCUGUUCCCCGCUUCAUUUAUCCGGCAUCUCCAGUCACAGCUGCAGCCCCUGCUGUCUUCCCUUCCUCCUACCAGUCUGCUCCAUCGCUCGCUAGCUACGUUUCCCCAGGUGUCAGUGCUUUCCACGCUGCUCCAGCCGUCGCUAAUUACGCGGUGGCUCCAGUCGCCACUGCUACCGCCGCUCCUGUUGUGUCACGCUUCACCGCCUACCAGUCUGACCCAUUCAUUGCGGCUACCCCUGCUGUAUCCCGCCUCAUUUAUCAGGCAUCUCCAGUCACAGCUGCAGCCCCUGCUGUCUUUCGCGCCUCCUACCAGUCUGCCCCAGCGCUCCCUACCUACGCUUCCCCAGCUGUCAGUGCUGUCCACGCUGCGCGAGCUGUCGCUUCUUACGCCGCGGCUCCAGUCGUCACUGCUGCCACCGCUCCUGCCUUGUCCCGCUUCCCCAGCUACAAGUCUUACCCGCUCUUUGCGGCUACCCCCGGUGUUUCCCGCUUCAUUUACCAGGCUGCUCCAGUCACAGCUGCCGCUCCUGGUGUAUUCCGCGCCACGUACCAGUCAGCUCCAGCAUUCGCUACCUACGCUGCCCCAUCUCUGACCAAGGUGAUUCAGUCUGCCUCGACCGGUGGUGCCCCAACAGUCUCCCGUGUUACCUUCCAUGCCACCCCAACCGUGCUCAAGGACCAGCAGAACAACCAAGUUACCACUGCCAAAGCUGUUGCGACCGUGGCUGCUGGCUCAGCCGGGUCCCACGUCACCACCUAGCAGUCUGCUCCCGCAGACUCCACAUACGGAGCCCCAGCUGUCAGCAAGGUGUUGCAUUCUUCCGCAACUCUGGCUGCGGCACCAGCUACGACCUCCAUCACACACGCUGCUCCAGCCGUUGCUGCCUCGCACAACUCCCCAGUAUAUGGCUAUGGCAGUGGAAACGUUAACCCCGGCGAUAGUCACCAUGGCCUCCACCCCGGCAUUGGUGUCUACGGCCAGAACUCCCGCACCCACAGGAGGAAAUAAAUAAUUCAACUCUUCAGAGGACCUGCCUCGUCGAUAAGGAUAUGACAAACGUGUUGGACUUGAGCUCAGUUGUGCAUGUUGUUAAAUUAUGCUGCCACAAUAAAUGUUUCCUGUUGUAC